Pteronotus mesoamericanus is the source of this 1577-nucleotide messenger RNA. It is a transcript of the gene CORO1A, whose product is annotated as coronin 1A. Gene Ontology annotation, molecular function: actin filament binding. NCBI's taxonomy places the organism in Eukaryota, Metazoa, Chordata, Mammalia, Chiroptera, Mormoopidae. The coding region runs from base 84 to 1469 and encodes 461 amino acids. The record is from RefSeq and is a predicted model, not a curated record. The transcript is spliced from 11 exons. Gene Ontology annotation, biological process: cell migration; actin filament organization.
UCCUCAGCGGGCAGUCUCUGGCUCCUUCAGCGCCUUCCUCCACCUCCUCGUCCUCCUCCACUUGGGGGGGUCUCAGCAGCAGGAUGAGCCGGCAGGUAGUGCGCUCCAGCAAGUUCCGGCAUGUGUUUGGACAGCCGGCCAAGGCUGACCAGUGCUAUGAGGAUGUACGCGUCUCACAGACCACCUGGGACAGUGGCUUCUGUGCUGUCAACCCCAAGUUUGUGGCCCUGAUCUGUGAGGCCAGCGGGGGAGGGGCCUUCCUGGUGCUGCCCCUGAGCAAGACUGGACGUGUGGACAAGAACGUGCCCAUGGUCUGUGGCCACACAGCCCCCGUGCUGGACAUUGCCUGGUGCCCGCACAAUGAUAAUGUCAUUGCCAGUGGCUCUGAGGACUGCACAGUCAUGGUGUGGGAGAUCCCCGACGGGGGCCUGACACUGCCCCUGCGGGAGCCUGUCGUCACCCUGGAGGGCCACACCAAGCGCGUGGGCAUCGUGGCCUGGCACCCCACAGCCCAGAAUGUGCUGCUCAGUGCAGGUUGUGACAACGUGAUCCUGGUGUGGGACGUGGGCACUGGGGCGGCUGUGCUGACGCUGGGCACGGAUGUACACCCGGACACAAUCUACAGCGUGGACUGGAGCCGGGACGGCGGCCUCAUCUGCACCUCCUGCCGUGACAAGCGCGUGCGCGUCAUUGAGCCCCGUAAAGGCACUGUUGUAGCUGAGAAGGACCGUCCUCACGAGGGGACCCGGCCGGUGCGGGCUGUGUUUGUGGCUGACGGAAAGAUCCUGACCACAGGCUUCAGCCGCAUGAGCGAGCGCCAGGUGGCACUGUGGGACAUGAAGCACCUGGAGGAGCCACUGUCCCUGCAGGAGCUGGACACAAGCAGUGGUGUCUUGCUGCCCUUCUUUGACCCUGACACCAACAUUGUCUACCUCUGUGGCAAGGGUGACAGCUCUAUCCGGUACUUCGAGAUCACUUCUGAGGCCCCGUUCCUGCACUAUCUCUCCAUGUUCAGUUCCAAGGAGUCCCAGCGUGGCAUGGGCUACAUGCCCAAACGUGGCCUGGAGGUGAACAAGUGUGAGAUUGCCAGAUUCUAUAAGCUGCACGAGCGGAGGUGUGAGCCCAUUGCCAUGACAGUGCCUAGAAAGUCGGACCUGUUCCAGGAGGACCUGUACCCGCCUACUGCAGGGCCUGAUGCUGCCCUCACGGCUGAGGAGUGGCUGGGAGGUCGGGAUGCUGGGCCCCUCCUCAUUUCCCUCAAGGAUGGCUAUGUGCCGCCAAAGAGCCGAGAGCUGAGGGUCAACCGGGGCCUGGACACUGGGCGCAGGAGGACGGCACCAGAGACCAGUGGCACUCCCAGCUCGGAUGUCGUAUCCCGGCUGGAGGAGGAGAUGAGGAAGCUCCAGGCCACAGUGCAGGAGCUACAGAAGCGCUUGGAUAGGCUGGAGGAGACAGUCCAAGCCAAGUAGAAGACUCCAGGGCCUUCAGCUGGGGCGCAUGGCAUCACCUCCCUCCCCUUCCAUUCAUACUUCCACUCCUCAGGCCACAAUGGCGGAUAAAAUAAAAACAGCUUUAUU